This is a messenger RNA of Paraphaeosphaeria sporulosa, 1909 nucleotides long. RefSeq names its product putative cytochrome b2, mitochondrial precursor (L-lactate ferricytochrome C oxidoreductase). The transcript has 5 exons. The coding region runs from base 179 to 1909 and encodes 576 amino acids. Gene Ontology annotation, molecular function: L-lactate dehydrogenase (cytochrome) activity; heme binding. Lineage: Eukaryota; Fungi; Ascomycota; Dothideomycetes; Pleosporales; Didymosphaeriaceae. Gene Ontology annotation, biological process: lactate metabolic process. The record is from RefSeq and is a predicted model, not a curated record.
GGCGUGUCCAGAUGCAGUGAUCCGGCCCGCUAUGCCUUCUGACUUCAAUCGCGUGGCUGACAACAAUGCCGUGUUUGACAUGAUGCGCGGUGGAGAUGGGACCGCAAUGCUUCGCGUCUUAUAACAUGCACUCGACGCUCCGACCCUCAAGUGGGUACAGUCGCACACUUUUUCCAUCAUGAUCGCGCUACGUACGGCGUCCCAUCAAGUGCGUAGAAGCCUUGGGGCCAUCAAACCCGUGAUACAUAGCCGAUCGCAAACAACCCGUGCAUUUUCGCGCACACUACGGAGAUCGGACACUCGUGCAGGCCAAAGCAGUCGUUUUCGAUCAGCUUCAUAUUUCAACAGUAGAUCUGGGGUGAUAUUUGCUUCAUUCGCUAUCGCGAGUGCAUAUUUGUUCCACGAGCAACCCGCCGUACAAUGCGAGGCCCCAGAAGUGCCAUCGCUCCAGCAACAAAGACUGAUAUCGUACGACGAAGUGCAGAAGCAUGUCACAAAAGAUGAUUGCUGGGUUAUCAUCAAUGGACUCGUGUAUGACAUGACAGAGUUUUUGGAGGCGCAUCCAGGAGGGCCGAAUGCGAUAAUACAACAAGCAGGUAAAGACGCGAGUUCAAAGUUCCAGCUACUACACCCGCCUGAUGCCAUCGGGACACUCCCUCCAGAAUACUGCCUGGGGGCCAUUGACCCUGAGACUAUCCCAGCACCUGAGGCAAUAGAGCUCACGGAAGACGAAGUAAGACAGGCAGAGGCAAGAGAAGAGAUGCCACAAGCCGCAGACAUGCUCUUGGUACAAGAUUUUGAGAAUUGGGCCGAGCGCGUGCUCAGCACGACAGCUUGGGCAUAUUAUCGGAGCGCAUCUGAUGAGGAGGCUACAUUUCACGACAAUCGCGAUGCGUGGCGGAGAUAUUUCUUCCGCCCAAGGAUUCUGCGAGGAGACAUGUCCCAGGGUUCGACCACAACUACGUUCCUUGGUAUGCCGACCUCGAUGCCGAUAUUUAUCGCGCCUGCUGCUAUGGCCAAAUUGGGACAUCCUCUUGGAGAAGUGAACUUGACCAAAGCAGCGGGGACAUCUGGUAUCGUUCAGGCAAUUUCUGCGAACGCGAGUUGCGGAUUAGAAGAUAUGUUUAAUGCGAGGGUCGAAGGCCAACCGCUCAUCUUCCAGAUCUACUUGAACAAAGACCGCUCAGCGUCCUCCGCGCUCAUUCAACGCGUUACUCGGCUUGGCGCCAGCGCUAUCAUUCUGACUGUAGAUGUAUGCUGGCAGUCAAAACGUACGCUCGAUGUAAGAGCGAAAUUAGGAGAGAAGAAUGAUAUGCCCGCACCACCGUCACCUACUGCAACGACAGCCGGUGAGAAAGGCAAAAGCGUCUCUGAAGCAAUCAGCGGCUACCAAGACACAAAUCUAACAUGGAGCGACAUUGCGUUUGUUAAGAAGCACACGCACCUACCAAUAAUUAUAAAGGGUGUACAGUCCGUCGAAGAUGUACAGCUGUGCGUCGAGUAUGGUGCACAGGGUGUCAUCCUAUCCAACCAUGGAGGCCGCCAAGCAGACUACGCCCCCGCGCCCAUUGACGUGCUCUACGAGCUUCGUGAACUACGUCCAGACCUGUUCUCAAAGAUCGAUGUCAUGGUUGAUGGUGGUGUACGCAGCGGUGCCGACGUCGUGAAAGCUCUCGCUUUAGGCGCAAAGGCGGUUGGAGUCGGUCGGCCGAUACUUUAUGCGAAUGGGACACACGGUGAGGAAGGCGUAGAAAGAGUACUACAGAUAUUUCAAGAAGAGAUAAGAAAUACAAUGAGGAACAUAGGCGCCAAAAAUAUUGAAGAUUUGAAGCCUGAAUUGGUAGGCCCGAUGGGCCCGUGGGUUGGAAGAAACCGGCCAUCGUACGCACCAGCUUCCAGCCCCAUUUAA